GGAGAGCUAAAAGGUUAAAACGACAAGCAUCGUCGUGUAUGCGACUAACCAAACACAACCUCAGAUCGGAUCCCCCAAAAAUGUCUUCUCUCCGCCGUAUCACCGCGGCGCCGUCGCAGGCGGCGGCGCUGGAUUACCAGGACCCGCAGUCGCACCCCUUCCACUGGCACUACUCCGAGUUCGACGACAGUAACUUCCAAAUCCGCGGCCGCACGCUCUUCUUCAUCGUCGUCCUCUUCGCCAUCAUCCUCUUAAUCACCUUCGUUGUCCUCUACGCGCGCUGGGUCUGCCGCUUCCGCCCCCGCCCGAUUCAGUCCGCCCACGCGCCGCAGCUCGUCCCGCCGCCGCCGCCGCGCGGCCUCGAUCCCUGCGUCAUCGACGGCAUCCCGAUCACGCUCCACCGCUCCUCCGGAAACGGCGGCGGAGAAGCGGAGUGCUGCAUCUGUCUCGGGAUUUUUCAGGACGGCGAUAAGGUUAAGUCUCUUCCUCAGUGCCGCCACUGCUUUCACUCCGAGUGUGUCGAUAAGUGGCUCAGAACUCAGUCGAAUUGCCCUCUGUGUCGCACUUCCCUCCGGUUCGACUCACCUGUGUGACUCACUCCCAUCCGAGUUUACUCUAAGCAGUAAGCUCCUUUAAUUUCGUCUUUUUGUUUUCAAUUAGAAAAAAAAAAA
Molecule: messenger RNA, 671 nt
Organism: Ipomoea nil (Japanese morning glory)
Lineage: Eukaryota; Viridiplantae; Streptophyta; Magnoliopsida; Solanales; Convolvulaceae
Product: RING-H2 finger protein ATL66
Exons: 1
Coding region: 39-593 (184 amino acids)
Biological process (GO): protein ubiquitination
Source: RefSeq, a predicted model, not a curated record